UUCUGUCAACGUUUUUGUUGAUUCGACGGCUGGCUCCCGGAAGGAGAAGCCCUUCUGUCGUGCUGGUUUAGGUCGUUUGCGUUACAUGUUAGACUCGUUUUCUGUUUUUGCGCAACAGCAUGAAGUUGUGCGACAGGAUCGUCCACUGCUGGUGCUUGUUGCGUCCCGAACAAACGCUCAGGAAAUAAAAAGGGAAAACAGCAGCAUGCGUUUCGCCUCGCCGGAGCACAAAGCUGUAAGGAGGGGUUGACGGCGGCGGUUGGUUCCGAUGGAAAACUCCGCGUUUUGUGUUCGACUCUCCCUGAAACAGCGAUACUUUUCCCUGCUUUGCAUCGCCGCCCUGGUAAUAAUAGUUUAUCAUCUGAGAAGGAACCAGCCCGAAGUAAAAAUGCAUCAAGUCAUUGAAGGACUGAAGGCCGACUCGUCUAACUUCACCUUGGAGAGAAAACCCUUCCUCAUCCUUGGAGGCUCCAUCCAUUACUUCCGCGUCCCCAAAGCCUACUGGGAGGACCGCCUGCUGAAGCUGAAGGCCUGUGGCCUCAACACUCUCACAACUUACGUGCCAUGGAACCUGCACGAGCCGGAGCGAGGGGUGUUUGACUUCGAGGGGGAGCUCGACUUAGAAGCCUACCUUGGCCUUGCAGCCAGCUUGGGUAUUUGGGUGAUUCUGCGUCCAGGACCGUACAUCUGUGCUGAAUGGGAUUUAGGUGGACUCCCCAGUUGGCUUCUGCGAGACCAGAACAUGAGGUUGAGAACAACCUACCCAGGAUUCACAGCUGCAGUCGACUCCUACUUUGAUCACCUCAUUAAGAAAGUGGCUCCAUAUCAGUACUCCCGGGGUGGCCCGAUCAUAGCAGUUCAAGUGGAGAAUGAGUAUGGUUCCUAUGCGAUGGAUGAAGAAUACAUGCCUUUUAUCAAGGAGGCGUUAUUGUCCAGGGGCAUCACAGAGCUGCUGGUGACCUCCGAUAACAAGGAUGGACUAAAGCUUGGAGGAGUGAAAGGAGCUCUGGAAACAAUCAAUUUUCAGAAACUGGACCCAGAGGAAAUCAAGUAUCUUGAAAAAAUUCAACCUCAGAAACCAAAGAUGGUGAUGGAGUACUGGUCUGGCUGGUUUGACCUAUGGGGUGGUCUUCAUCAUGUAUUUCCUGCUGAGGAGAUGAUGGCUGUAGUCACGGAAAUUCUAAAGCUGGACAUGUCCAUCAACCUCUACAUGUUCCAUGGAGGGACCAAUUUUGGCUUCAUGAGUGGUGCAUUUGCAGUGGGAAGGCCAUCACCCGCACCCAUGGUAACAAGCUAUGAUUACGACGCUCCAUUAUCCGAGGCGGGGGAUUACACCACCAAGUAUCAUCUUCUGAGGAAUUUAUUCAGCCACCACCACCGCGUACCUCUACCUAAACCACCCGAGGCCACAGAGAGGAGCCCGUACCGCCCGGUAAUCGUCCGGCAGCACCUGUCCCUGUGGAGCUGUCUGGACUUCACUGAGCAGCCUUUCAAGUCAGAGAAGCCGGUGAACAUGGAGAACCUCCCAGUCAACAAUAACAACGGUCAAGCAUAUGGCUACACGCUCUACGAGACCAUCAUCAGCAGUGGAGGAAGCCUCAAAUCCCUGAACAACAUCAGAGACCGAGCACUGGUUUUUGUGGAAAAACAGUUUGUUGGUGUUCUGGACUAUAAGGAGCAAGAGCUUUCAAUACCUGAUGGAAAGGGAAAGCGAACUUUAGGUCUACUUGUGGAGAACUGUGGACGUGUGAAUUAUGGGAAGACACUGGAUGAACAGCGCAAAGGCCUUGUUGGAGAUAUCCAGUUAAAUGCAAACAUCCUUCGAGACUUCAUGAUUCACAGUUUGGAUAUGAAGCCAGACUUUGUAAGCAGGCUACAAAGCUCAGCUCAGUGGAAGUCUAUGCGAGAGAAACCCUCCUUCCCUGCCUUUUUUCAAACCAAACUCUAUCUGAGCAGCUCUCCUAAAGACACCUUCCUCAAACUCCCUGGCUGGAGCAAAGGUGUGGUUUUUGUCAACGGGAAGAAUUUAGGACGCUACUGGUCUGUUGGCCCGCAGCAAACGCUCUACGUCCCAGGUGCCUGGCUCAACAGAUGGGACAAUGAGAUCAUCGUGUUCGAAGAGCUGGAAACCGAUGGAAAAGUCCAGUUCAGCAGCAGCCCUGACUAUGGCAUGACGGUUGAUGUCCAAUGACAGGAGGAACAGGAAGACAUCACCCAGAAGGAGAAAAGCCCUGGAGGCUGUUGAGAACUGUGUUUACACUGGAUCAGGUUCUCCGCCCGGGUCUGCAGAACCCACAAGAGAUGUGGCUCUUUUUUUUUCUUUUUUCCACUGUGAUUCAAUAUUUGACCUUUUAAAUAAACACAUUUUUAUAAAGCUCAUUGCGAAUGUUUCUUGCCGUGUAAAUAAAUUUAAUUUAAUUGAAAUGUAAUUUUUUUUUUCUACUAAUUAUGUAAAAAGUUGAAGCUGUGAGAAAAUGUUUAAAUAAAUUUUGAUUUGACCCCGGUGUGUAACCUUUUUGUGCUUUUUUUUUAUCACUGCCAGCCAUCUCCUAAUGACACAAUGUGAGUUAAUAUGCAAAAAAUAAAACAAUUUCCACAAUUAAGUGGAAAUAAUAUAUAUAUAUGAAAUUUCUAUAAAUUAAAAGUUACCAAAAAGUUAAAUUUUUUUUAUAACAUUUAGUAAUGUGUUGCAGAAAGAUGUACAAUUAUCUUUAUAGUAUUGGUGCAAUAAAAUAUCUUCUAUAAAGUAA
Oryzias latipes (Japanese medaka) is the source of this 2750-nucleotide messenger RNA. RefSeq names its product beta-galactosidase-1-like protein 2. Gene Ontology annotation, molecular function: beta-galactosidase activity. NCBI's taxonomy places the organism in Eukaryota, Metazoa, Chordata, Actinopteri, Beloniformes, Adrianichthyidae. The record is from RefSeq and is a predicted model, not a curated record. Gene Ontology annotation, biological process: carbohydrate metabolic process.